ACCAAGCAGUCCUUAAUGGACAGGAAAGACCAACCUCCUCUCACCAGGAGACAGAAGAAAAAGCUCCUGUGAAACCCAUCGCCUUGGGGAGGCUUCACACUGACCAAGCAUUGGAAAGAAAGCAAGAACACAGGUUUCCUGUGCCCCCCUCCGGCCUUCCUACUACAAGCAAGGAGUGUGUGGAGACUGCUCAAAUAUGUCAGAGACUUCCUCCCACGACUCCUUCUACGAUUCCUUAUCAGACGUGCAGGACGAGGGCAAAAGUGUUGACGUCUUCCCAGGGCUCUCUGCGUUUCUCAGCCAGGAAGAAAUAAACAAAAGUCUUGACCUGGCCCGCAGAGCCAUAGACAACUCUGAAAGUGAAGAUUUUGACUCAGAAAAGGAGAUCUCGCAGAUUUUCAGCAAAUCUCCUGUAAGGCUCUGCGAAACUCCAUCCCACCAUGAUACCAGAUCCGGAGAGCAGACUCCCUCAGCAGGACCUCAGCAAAACAGACCAGCACCUGUCCAGCCUCUGGCAGGAGAGCAAGUUGAACCGAUCAGCUCCCCGGCCUCAAGGAGGAAACCUGGGUUAUCACCCCUGCUGGCCAGACCCAGCUACAUCCGGAGCCUCCGCAAGGCUGAAAAACGAGGUGCAAAAAUUCCCAGUCCAAGCGCAAAGCCCAAAGCUGCCCAGCAGAGCAAAACCGGCCCCCAGGGCCAACUGUGCGACAAGGCUGCUAGUUUCAUCGAGGAACUGACAUCCAUAUUUAGAGAGGCAGCCAAGCCAAGGAACAGAAGCCCAAAUGGUGAGUCUUCGUCACCAGACAGUGGGUACCUGUCCCCUAAAAACCAGCCAUCAACACUGACAAGUGCUUCAGCCAGCCAGAGCCCCACUGGAGACCAGCUAGAGCAACAGGAGAUAGAAGCAGACGUCAAGCUAGCCCAGGGCAGCCUUUGCUACCAGGCCUGCCAGACCCCAGAUGAGGCCUUGUCACACACCCACAUCCCUCAACCACAGCCACAGAAAGCCCGGCACUUGCCCUCUGCACCUCGGUUCAUCCAGAAGCUGAGGAGCCAAGAAGUUGCCGAAGGAAGCCGAGUUUACUUGGAGUGUAGAGUCACAGGAAACCCAACUCCCCGAGUCAGAUGGUUCUGUGAGGGGAAGGAACUGUACAACACUCCUGACAUCCACAUCCACACCGACGGUGACCAGCUGCACACCUUGGUCAUUGCCGAGGCCUUUGAGGACGACACAGGUCGCUACACGUGCCUGGCUACAAACCCCAGCGGCUCAGACACCACAUCAGCAGAGGUGUUCAUUGAAGGAGCCAGUUCAACGGACUCUGACAGUGAGAGCUUACCUUUCACAUCAAAAGCUGGAGCUAUGCCACAAGCUCAAAAGAAAACAACUUCUGUUUCCUUGACAAUAGGAUCCUCAUCUCCCAAGACAGGAGUGACCACAGCUGUGAUUCAGCCCUUGUCUGUGCCUGUGCAACAGGUUCACAGUCCGACUUCGUAUCUCUGCCGACCUGAUGGAGCCACCAUGGGCUGUCUUCUUCCUGUUUUUACUAAGGAACUCCAGAACACAGCAGCCUCCGAGGGCCAGGUGGUCGUCCUGGAAUGCCGAGUCAGAGGGGCACCCCCGAUGCAGGUCCAGUGGUUCCGGCAAGGGAGUGAAAUCCAAGACUCUCCAGACUUCAGAAUUCUCCAGAAAAAACCUAGAUCAACAGCUGAACCCGAGGAGAUCUGCACCCUUGUCAUUGCUGAGAGUUUUCCUGAAGAUGCAGGCAUCUUUACCUGCUCAGCCAGAAAUGACUACGGAUCAGUGACCAGCACCGCACAACUUGUUAUCACCUCAGCUAACACUGAGAACUGCAGCUAUGACCCAGUGGAAGAACCCAGCAGUGAUCACAACCAACACUUUCCACCACCCCCUCCAACCUUGGAGACGGGUUCCUAUGAGUUCGCAUCCCAGAAGCCAUCUGAAACCCAGCAGGCGAACAACCCCAGCUUAGGACUUAACACGGCAGCCCUUCAAAUGCAAUUCAGCUCUGCAGAGAGGGAGACGAAUGGCGUUCAUCCCAGCCACGGAGUCAACGGGCUGAUUAAUGGCAAAACGUACAGCAAUAAAUCUCCUGCGACACCAGCUGCCCUGCUUUCGCCCACAAAGGAACCACCACCUCUACGUGCCAAACCCAAACUGGAUCCUCUGAAGCUGCAGCAGCUGCAGAACCAAGUGCGCUUGGAGCAGGAGGCGGGAGCCUGGCCCCCGGCGCCCCCGGCUCUCCCUUGCAACAGCAGCAGCAGCGGCGGCAGCAGCAGCAGCGCGCCCCCGUCGCCGCCCUUCCCGCCGCCGCCCGCCUUCCCCGAGCUCGCGGCCUGCGUGUCGCCGGUGCCCGCGGAGCCCAUGAGCGCGCUGGCCUCCCGCGCCGCCACCAUGCAGUCCUCCGGCUCCUUCAACUAUGCUCGCCCCAAGCAGUUCAUCGCGGCGCAGAACCUGGGUCCCGCGUCGGGGCUGGCCACCCCCACCUCCAGCCCCAGCUCUUCCAGCCUGCCGUCGCCUCUGUCCCCCACGCCCAGGCCGUUCGGCCGCGCGCCCGGGCCACCCUUCGUGGAACCGGAGGCCAUGUGGGGCCCGUCCUCGCCGUCGCCGCCGCCCCCGCCGCCCCCGGUCUUCAGUCCCUCGGCGGCCUUCCCGGUGCCCGACGUGUUCCCGCUGCCGCCACCGCCGCCACCACCGCUGCCCAGCUCCGGCUCGCCCGCCCGUUUCGGCCCCAGCCAGACGCCCGCAGCCUUCCUCAGCGCCCUGCUGCCCUCGCAGCCGCCGCCCGUCGCUGUCAACGCCCUGGGGCUGCCCAAGGGCGUCACCCCCGCCGGAUUUCCGAAGAAGGCCAGUAGAACUGCUAGAAUAGCCUCGGACGAGGAGAUUCAGGGCACAAAGGAUGCUGUCAUUCAAGACCUGGAACGGAAACUUCGCUUCAAGGAGGACCUUCUGAACAACGGCCAGCCGAGGCUAACAUAUGAGGAAAGAAUGGCUCGUCGCCUGCUCGGUGCUGACAGCGCAAAUGUCUUCAACAUCCAGGAGCCAGAAGAAGCAGCAGCCAAUCAGGACGUUGGGGCUCCUCGGGCUUCCGUAGGAAGUCCUCUGGACGGUCAAAAGGAGUACAAAGUCUCCAGCUGUGAGCAGAGGCUGAUAAGUGAGAUAGAGUAUCGGCUGGAAAGGUCUCCCGUGGAUGAGUCAGGGGACGAGGGGCAGUAUGCGGACGUACCCGCGGAGAGUGCAGUGGCACCCUUCUUCGAGAUGAAGCUGAAACACUACAAGAUCUUUGAGGGGAUGCCCGUGACUUUCACGUGUCGAGUGGCUGGGAAUCCAAAGCCAAAGAUCUAUUGGUUUAAGGAUGGGAAGCAGAUUUCUCCAAAGAGUGAUCACUACACCAUUCAGAGAGACCUUGAUGGGACCUGCUCCCUGCACACCACGGCCUCUACCCUAGACGAUGAUGGGAACUACACAAUCAUGGCUGCCAACCCUCAGGGCCGCGUCAGUUGUACAGGACGGCUAAUGGUACAGGCUGUCAACCAAAGAGGUCGCAGUCCCCGCUCUCCCUCGGGCCAUCCUCAUGCCAGAAGGCCUCGCUCUCGAUCAAGGGACAGCGGAGAUGAAAACGAGCCCAUUCAGGAGCGAUUCUUCAGGCCUCACUUCCUGCAGGCCCCUGGGGACCUGACUGUCCAGGAAGGCAAACUCUGCAGGAUGGACUGCAAAGUCAGUGGGUUACCAACCCCGGAUCUCAGCUGGCAGCUAGAUGGGAAGCCCAUACGCCCUGACAGUGCUCACAAGAUGUUGGUCCGUGAGAAUGGAGUCCACUCCCUCAUUAUAGAGCCAGUCACGUCCCGGGAUGCCGGCAUCUACACGUGCAUCGCUACCAACAGAGCAGGGCAGAACUCUUUUAACCUGGAGCUUGUGGUUGCUGCUAAAGAAGCACACAAGGCCCCCGUGUUUGUUGAGAAGCUGCAAAACACAGGGGUAGCAGAUGGGUACCCGGUGAGGCUGGAAUGCCGAGUGUCGGGAGUUCCACCGCCUCAGAUAUUUUGGAAGAAAGAAAAUGAAUCGCUCACUCACAGCACUGAGCGAGUAAGCAUGCACCAGGAUAAUCACGGCUACAUCUGCCUGCUCAUUCAGGGAGCCACAAAAGAAGACGCCGGGUGGUACACUGUGUCAGCCAAGAACGAAGCAGGCAUCGUGUCCUGUACUGCCAGGCUGGAUGUCUACACCCAGUGGCAUCAGCAGCCACCGACCACCAAGCCAAAAAAAGUACGGCCCUCGGCCAGUCGCUACGCAGCCCUUUCGGACCAGGGACUAGACAUCAAAGCCGCUUUCCAACCUGAAGCAAGCCCAGCUCACCUGACUCUAAACAGCGGCUUGGUAGAAAGUGACGAUCUGUGAUCAGCGCCCCUGUUGAAGCUGAAAACUGACCGCCAUUGCUUUGACCAACGCCCUCCUCUGUCACUUUAUAUAAAAGGCAGAAGUAUACUUUUGACUUUAAGAAAUUGAAAAAAAAAAGAACAACACCAAAUUCAUAUUUUUCUUACUUGAUAGAGAAUCUAAGUAGGUGAUGCUUAUAGAAAUGUACACAUUGCACAGAAAAUUCGCAUUUGUUGUCCAGGUUAAAAGUUUUGGAGCUGUUGUAAGUAAAAUGGUCGGAAACGCCAAAAGAAAUCAGCUGUUCAGAGAUAACCGUGGUUUAAGUCAUCCACAAGUGCCUUCAGACACAAGCUAUGGGUGCUGGAGUGCAGCAGUGGGAAAUGUUUGACAGACUCAACAGCGUCUCUAAAGUGCAGUGUCUACAGACGGCUACAGUAAACCAAGUGCAAUAUGGGAGGGCAGGAAAGAGAACGAUGAGGAAAGCCAGGGAAUGCCUUGUCUUUGCAAACCGCUCGAGUUAAAUCAGAAGAAAGGAAUUUCUUGCCUUAAAUGUCAUCUGUAUCAGGGGUUUUCUUUUUAUGCUACUUCAGUAUGAAGCUUUCUUACAAUCCAUAGGAACUAAAAGGCUAAUUUAAGCUUACACAACGAACAGUGUUCUGUAGAAAGCCGAUAUGUUUUACUGUCCAUUCCACAAGAGGCAUCCGAACCACCCGAAUGACCAAGGCAUGUAGUGUUUGGAGGAGACAGGUUUGGAAGGCAUGGAAAGAAUGAAGGAGGGACUUGCUACCCACACAGGGAUCUCAUAUCCAUUUAGAUGAAAGCACCAGGCAGUGAGGCCAGGCUCUUCUUUGGUUUUCUUCUAAACCUUAAAAACAUAGAUGCAGAAACACUGCCGUUUACCAGUCAAGGACUCUAGAGGGUCAUCUGGAAGUCUGGCGCACAUGCGUGGAGGAGACUUCCAUGUAGCUGAAGUGUGUAGUAGUUAAUGAUGUUAGUGUGUAGAGUAAGUUGGACAUGGGUUAAGAUUCCGGGGGGCUUGAGUGAGAAGUAGCGGAUAGGGUCGAGUUUGCCUGAGGGAAGUGGAGACUUGAGCGACAAAAACAAGCUUGUGCUACAAUGAAUUUCUUUUCCGUUGGCACUAAGAGGUGGUGAAUGGAAAUUUCUAGUUCCCUUCACUUCCCCGAUGCCUUAGAAGGGCCAGGCUCUGAGCACCUAAACGGCCAAACUGCAAGGACCGCUUUUUGAAUGCACGAUUCUGCAUCAGCUAAACACAGUUGAUUCUGACCAGACUUGAUGACUUUAAGUCGGAACCAAUAUUUUCCUUUUAUAAUGAGAGAAAAUCAUCUGGCCUGAUGGCGUAAGACGUGAGGCUUUAAUGGUACUCUGCUAUGAAAAGAAAACACUGUGUUCCUCAUGCAAACCAUAUCUAUCAUUCAUUAUUUAUAAAAGUGUUCAACUUUCUUAGCUCAGUUACUCAAUUCAUACAUAGUACUUUUUAAAACAAUUUUGUAUCUGUAACCACCCCAUAUAUUUUGUAUUACUGCUUCACAUGUACAGCUUUCUACUUUUGUAAGAACACCAACCAACCAAGUUUUAGCAGGCUUGAGCACUGGGUGGCAGAUGUUCUAUUCAGCGUGGUACAAAACUCUUUGACCACAUACACAUUGCUAAUGGGGGAUUUAAGUAACCAUGCAGGGUCUUCUAGACCUAUCUCUGUCAUAGAAUUGUGACCUAUAUUAUUAUAUCAUACUUGCCAAAUUUUUCUGAAUGUGACUUUUUUUUUUUUGCUAAUUUGCUGGGCUUGGGGUUAACUAGCAUUCUUUUGCCACCUUUUAUGUUGUAUUUAUGAAAAAACACACACAAAAAAAACAAAGUAGAACCAUACUUUGGAUUGUUGUGCCGUUGUAAUGUGGACUUAACAUCAAUAAAUAAAUAUUUAACAAACA
Molecule: messenger RNA, 6345 nt
Organism: Mesocricetus auratus (golden hamster)
Lineage: Eukaryota; Metazoa; Chordata; Mammalia; Rodentia; Cricetidae
Gene: Palld
Product: palladin, cytoskeletal associated protein
Exons: 22
Coding region: 197-4420 (1407 amino acids)
Biological process (GO): cell migration; actin cytoskeleton organization
Source: RefSeq, a predicted model, not a curated record